Emiliania huxleyi CCMP1516 is the source of this 727-nucleotide messenger RNA. RefSeq lists its product as hypothetical. Bases 62 to 658 code for a protein of 198 amino acids. NCBI's taxonomy places the organism in Eukaryota, Haptophyta, Isochrysidales, Noelaerhabdaceae. The record is from RefSeq and is a predicted model, not a curated record. The transcript has a single exon.
CGACGAGGACGGUGCAUGGCAGACUGGUGGCGAGAAGACGCUCGACCGCCGCGAGUUUCACAUGCCAAAUGCUGGUGCUACGUUGCACAUCUCGCAGGGCUCGCUCAGCCAUACGACUUGGUCGACCGGCGCGGGCACUGUGGUGUGGGAGGCUGCGGACGCCACGGUGCGCCAUUUGGAUACCUCCUUCGCACCGAAUGGUCUUCGUGGGAAGCGUGUCGUCGAGUUGGGAGCAGGCACGGGCGUGUGUGGCAUCGCGUGCGCGGCUCUCGGCGCCACUGUCGUCCUGACCGACCUGCCCGAGGUGCUGCCGAUCGCAAAGUCAAACGCCGCCGCGUCGCCGUGGCACGAGCGGAUCUCCGUGCAGCCACUCAACUGGGCCGACGCUGCCGUGCCGGACGCCCUGACCUGCGCAGACCUCGUCGUCGCGUGCGACUGCAUCUACCAGCCCGCUGCAUACGGUGCGCUCGCCUCAGUCCUCGCCGCUCUCUCUUCGCCGUGCCUUAUCGCGUGGCGUCCGCGCGGCAAGAGAGAGGCCGACUUCCUCGCGCAGGUCACGACGGCGUUCGCGCUCGAGCGCGUCGCCCACGCACAGGAGCGCGAGACGUCACUCGCGUGGUUGAGACCCGUGGAUGCGAACAUCAACUCGACGUGGUGACGUGUAUUGACCCGAUAGCGCUUAGCAGCCAGGGACCAUUGUCCAUUGUGAGCGUUUUUGUAACUCGCG